UAAUCGCAACGCCUGCGGAACCAGCGACAGUGGCUUUUGGCUCUGCAUUGCCGAAGAGUUUCCGUAUGAGUUUAAAACCAAUGAAGCGGUCGCUAUAUGGAUUUAGUCGUUAACGCACGGCCAAAACGUACACUUACCGCUCCGAACGCAAGUCGAUAAAGAAAUCGAAAUAUAUAACGCGCGAAAAGAAUUGUUCUGGGUGUAAAGAGGUCAGAACGUCAAAACAAAUCAGAUCAAACAACACCUGCUACUCACGGUGACACUUGAGUGAUAAUAAAUUUUGAAAAGUUUAUUUCUUUCGAAAGCGAUUGGAAAUAAAUUCAAAUUGUGCCGGUGCGGAAGUGUGCAAAGUUUUUUCUCCUUCCUUAACUUUUUCAUAUAUAAUUGAGAUCCAAAAAAUCAGAAAAUUUUGAAAAAAAAACCAACAACAAAAAAAAUAUUUACAAAUUCAAUAUUUACUUAACACUUUUCGUGGUCUCGAAAUAAUUGCUUGCUUACGUAUAUUACACCUUACGAAAAAAAGAUGUGUUAAUUUUUAAAUUGCAUAGCAUCAAAAUCUGAAAUCACACAGUAGAGUAUUUUCGGUAGAUGUUUUCCUUUUUUUUGCAACAAUAACAAAAGUAAUUUAUUAAAAAAAUCAACAAGAACAGCAACAACAUCAACCAAAGAAUUAUUUACAAUUUAUUCAAGUACUCACUGGCUGUCACUGGUAUUUAAAUUAAAAUAUCAUUGAAAUCCCCAGUAGUUGUUGCUCAUAACUACUAAACACUCACGCUGUGCAUCCAUCGCGGUACGGGAUCUUUUUUAUCCUCAUUUCUCAUUUGGGGAUAGGGCGAACAUUGCCAUCAACAAAAGCCAAGAGUGUUGACGUGUUUUUUCCCCUAAGGCGAACUAUUAAAGGGUCAGAGUGUAAGUAACACAACAUCCGCUAUAAUGACAAAAAAUGGACAUACCAAUGCGGCCUAUGUUGCUGAUGUAUCGGACAAGCCGUCAAAGAAAUACUCUCUGGAGUUGGCCGAGAAGGCAGAUAAAUACGGCGUGAAAUCAAAUGGCAUCGAUGAAUAUGAUCCGUUUCAACAUCGUCAGGUGGAGCAUCCCACAACAAAUGCCGAGACAAUGUUUCACUUUUUAAAAGGUUCUCUGGGUACCGGUAUAUUGGCCAUGCCAAAUGCUUUUAAAAAUGCUGGCUAUGUCAUGGGCAGCAUUGGGACAAUUGUAAUUGGCGCCAUUUGCACCUAUUGCAUACAUCAGCUGGUCAAGGCGGAAUAUGAAUUGUGCAAACGUAGAAAAAUCCCCAGCAUGAGUUAUCCCAAGGUUGCCGAAGAGGCCAUGCAGGAAGGUCCAACGAUAUUCCGCAAAUGUUCACCCUACAUUGGCAAUCUGGUGAACACAUUUUUACUCAUCUAUCAACUGGGCACAUGCUGUGUCUAUGUGGUCUUUGUAGCGUCGAAUAUUAAAUCAGUGGCGGAUUAUUAUCUUGAAACCCCAGUGGAUGUACGCCUGUGCAUGCUGAUCAUUUUGCUACCAUUGAUUCUAAUCAAUUACGUUCGUAAUUUGAAAUAUUUAGCUCCAUUCUCAACGAUCGCCAAUGCCAUAACAAUGGUGUCCUUCGGUAUCAUUUGUUACUACAUCUUCCGUCAGCCCAUCUCUACUGAGGGUAAGGAGGCAUUUGCCCCAGUCAGUGGAUUCCCAUUGUUCUUUGGAACUGUCCUAUUCGCUUUAGAAGCUAUUGGUGUUAUUCUCCCUCUGGAAAAUGAAAUGAAAACACCCAAGAAAUUUGGUGGCUCCUGUGGCGUUUUGAAUGUUUCCAUGAUUCUUAUUGUGUUCCUUUACGUCGGUAUGGGUCUUUUUGGUUAUCUAAACUAUGGUGAUGAUAUUGAAGGUUCCAUUACCCUGAAUUUGCCUGCUAAAGAAGUUUUAGCCCAAUGCGUCAAGGGCAUGUUGGCAUUUGCGAUUUUCAUAACCCACGGUCUGGCGUGUUAUGUUGCCAUCGACAUCACCUGGAAUGAUUAUGUGGCCAAGAAAUUGGGACCCCAGCGUUCAAAACUUUUCUGGGAAUAUGUUGUACGAACUCUGUUGGUUUUGGUUACAUUUUUAUUGGCCGUUGCUAUACCCAAUUUGGAGUUAUUUAUUUCCUUAUUUGGUGCUUUGUGCCUGUCAGCCUUGGGUCUAGGAUUUCCGGCACUCAUCCAAAUAUCAACACAUUGGUAUAAUACACAUGGAAAGGCUAAAAUCUGGUUAAUAUUGAGCAACUCUGUAUUGAUAAUUGUUGGUGUCUUGGGAUUGGUAAUCGGUACAUAUACAUCGCUGGCUGAAAUUAUAGCAACAUUUCUAGAUUAAUUCAAAAAGCAACACAUUACCUUACCCAUUAAUUUAAGCAAAGAAAUGCAUGAUGUCACAAGUAUUCACAGAACACAAAAUACGCUACUGUAAUUAGGACUCACAUUCCACUAACAAACAAUAGCUUGUAAGUUAGUCAAUAGUUUAGCGUAAAAAUAAGAUAUUUUACUAUUACCAUAUGUGGGACUACGUCAUUCACCUUAUUUGUUGUUAAUAAUUUAUUUAAAAAUGUAAUUGCACAAAAAAAACCAAAAUUCUAUGAGAAUUUGCGAUAUUUUUUUCGAACAUAAUGCAAUAAUAAAUUAUAUUUAUUUUAAGAUUUUUGUCACUCGCUGUGUAUAAAUAUAUAGAGUUUUUCAAUAACUGUUUAUAGAAUAUUAAUUGUUCUACGUCAAAAUAUUGUCAAAAAUAAAAAAACCCUUAACUAGAUACCAAAUACCAAUCAACACAGAUGUUAUAUCACACAUUUUUUAUGACAAUUGUAAUUGAAUUCUUUUGAAAACGAAUUAUGUAUCUGUUCGAUAAUUUGCCAGUGUUGCUUACUCAUUUGCUAUGCUCUCGGGUAUUCCAAUGGUAGAAUUAAGAAGGUAAAGUCAUGCAAUCAAAUAUUUACAAUUUUUAUAAAAUUAUCAAAAUGUAUAUUUAUAAAUCCUGUGUAUAUACAAAAAUCGGAGAUGGGAACCUGUUUUCUAUGCAGUAGAAUUUGCAGAAAAUGCAAAGAUGGAUAUGCUUAAUUUUACCAUGGUUGUUCGCACAAAAAUUGCACGAUUUUGGUUAUCGAACGUACAUACAUAUAGUUUUCAAGUCCCAAAUAAUGUGCCAAGUCCACAAUAAAAAUAUUAUUUAUAUAAAUUAAGAUAUGUAUUUAUAUUUUAUUAUAUUUAUAAAAUUGUUUAUUGCCAUGUUUUGUUUAUUUGUGAACGAAUAUUAAAUAUUAAUAAAAUAUGUAUUACUAUUGAAUA
Messenger RNA from Musca domestica (house fly), 3302 nucleotides. Its product is annotated as proton-coupled amino acid transporter-like protein CG1139. NCBI's taxonomy places the organism in Eukaryota, Metazoa, Arthropoda, Insecta, Diptera, Muscidae. Gene Ontology annotation, biological process: amino acid transmembrane transport. The coding region runs from base 934 to 2340 and encodes 468 amino acids. Gene Ontology annotation, molecular function: amino acid transmembrane transporter activity. Gene Ontology annotation, cellular component: vacuolar membrane. The transcript has 8 exons. The record is from RefSeq and is a predicted model, not a curated record.